This is a messenger RNA of Punctularia strigosozonata HHB-11173 SS5, 288 nucleotides long. RefSeq lists its product as uncharacterized. The transcript has a single exon. The annotation marks the transcript as partial. The record is from RefSeq and is a predicted model, not a curated record. Lineage: Eukaryota; Fungi; Basidiomycota; Agaricomycetes; Corticiales; Punctulariaceae.
CUCACGCUAGUGCUCGACAAAUACCUGCACUGGCCGAUCCAUGCGCGCGCGAGCAGCUCCGGUGGCGUCACCUGCGAAGAUAUCUUCAACGCGAUCUACGAAACGUUUCAGGUGCCAUUGACCGAGGCGGAGAUCGCGGAGAUCAAGCGCGACCGCGCCGUUCACGAUCGGGUCGAUCAUGCCUUCAGGCGGCGUUGCAAACGCUCUGUGCGCCUGACAGAAUACGAGAAGAGCAAGGGAUACCGGAGGGUGGACGUGCUCGGCGACAGGACGUGGUUCUUCGGAAUG